Micropterus salmoides (largemouth bass) is the source of this 4783-nucleotide messenger RNA. RefSeq names its product toll-like receptor 13. NCBI's taxonomy places the organism in Eukaryota, Metazoa, Chordata, Actinopteri, Centrarchiformes, Centrarchidae. Gene Ontology annotation, biological process: inflammatory response; toll-like receptor signaling pathway; immune response. Bases 59 to 2920 code for a protein of 953 amino acids. The record is from RefSeq and is a predicted model, not a curated record. Gene Ontology annotation, cellular component: membrane. Gene Ontology annotation, molecular function: transmembrane signaling receptor activity; protein binding. The transcript is spliced from 3 exons.
CAAAUCUCCACCUGACAGUAACUCAACAAUCAAACCAGCCGUGGUCCUAAAGAUCAGCAUGUCAGCAUACUUAAUACAGAGACGUCUUCUCUUGCUUUUGUGUCUCCUGCUUCAUCUUAACUCUUCACUGGCUUAUUCACUGAAAGGCUGCGUCAUCAGUUAUUCUGAAGACGCCUCGGCUGAUGUUUCUUUGGACUGCUCAGGUCGUGAACUUGUUACUGUCCCUGAUGACAUCCCCAGAGAUGCAAGCUCAGUAAAACUCUCCAUCAAUCAGCUUGAACAGAUUAACAGGCAAGAUUUUGGCCACUUGUCAAAGCUGAGAAAUUUAUUCCUGCAGUUAAAUCAGAUUGCUCAUGUAGACGAUGGAUCUUUCACUAAUUUGGUGGCACUGACAAACCUCUACAUGAAUGAAAACAAACUCACCAGGCUGACAGGCAACAUCUUUCAGGGACUGUCCAACCUCACCACGCUUGACCUCGGAGGAAACAACAUUCAGUUCAUUCAUUCCUCUGCCUUUCAGUUCCUGUCCAGCUUACAGACUUUGUUACUGGAUGACAACAAUCUCCAACAAGUCACUGACAUUCAGCCCAUCUUACAGCUACCACACCUACAGGAGCUGAACAUUAGAGCAAAUCUAUUUACCUCCUUUCAGACCAAAGAUCUGCUGCUGAACAUGUCCUCAGGACUGAAGGUGUUAAAUGUUUCUGAUAAUGCUAAGUUAGAAAAGUUCAGCAUCACAACACAGAUCUUUCCUCACCUUGAGAUGAUAGACCUUUCUGACAGUGGUCGAGCUGCUGGCUUGAAAUGGGACAUACCUGACAAGACUUUACUAAGGAACAUAACUCAGCUGGAUUUCAGCGGCACUUUGAUUCCUUUUGAAGAGAUCCAAAAAGUCCUGCAGAGUCUUGACUCACUGAUGCAUCUGAGGCUGAAUUAUAUGCAGAAGUGGAUCAACAAAGGUCUCUUAGCUACAGUGUGCAAAAUAUCGACACUAAGGAGGCUGGACCUGUUGUACAACCAUAUUACCAAUGUAAGUUCAAAACUUGUAACUUGCUCUCAGCUUAAUGAACUCGACUUGUCCAACACUUACACGAGUGAGCUGCUAAAUGGCUCGAUGAGAUUGAUGAAGAGUCUGAGGUCCCUAACUCUAGACGUCAACUUCCUCCCCAAAGUGCCAGAUGACAUUAGGAGUCUCUCCUCCCUCGAGGUUCUACGUCUUAGUGCCAAUCGUAUCUCUGAGUUGACAUGUGAGGAUUUCAUAAACACAACGCGACUUACAGAGCUGCAUCUGGACUAUAACCGCAUUGCCAAACUGGAUGGGUGCGUAUUUGAAAAUCUUAAUGAUCUGAAGGUUUUAGAUAUGAGUAACAACUUGCUGUGGACAUUUGGAGGCGCCUUCAAAACAGGACUGCAGAAGCUUGAGUUCUUGAAUUUGAACAAACACUUUGUAUCAAUUCUUGAAAAUGGGGAUUUUCAAGGUUUAGGUUCCCUAAAAUAUUUGGAUCUGGCGUCAAAACAUAUUGGAAGUGUGAAAAGUAACGCUUUUGAUGGAUUGAACAACCUCAGAACUCUUACAGUGUCUCUUCCACUCAAGUUUGAAAAUGAAUUUGCAGAUUUACAACAAUUGGAAAAUCUCACGGUCUACUUCAGUAUUGACGGUGGCUUUAAGGGUCCUCAUUCAAACUUCUUUAAAACUAUGUUCCAUUUAAAAUCAUUGAAAGUUUUCACAAUGCUAUGCAUUAGUGAUCAAUCUGGCUUCCCCCUUGAUAUACCAAUGCAAAUUCUACAGACUAUGAAACAUUUAGAGGACUUCACAGCUGAGAAUUUAUAUAUUUCUGCUCCAGAUCCCGACACAUUUAGAAACAAUCCCCAGCUCAAGCGUCUGACACUCAGUCAGAAUGAUUUGUCAGAUUUGGGUCCUGAACUGUUUCAGCCAAUCCCAAACCUGCAGGCUCUCGAUCUCUCUUACAGUAAGCUCAAAUCUUUGGAUUUUCUGGCCCAGGCCGACCUGUCUGCACUCACAUUUUUAAAACUGAGUAACAGUAAGAUUACAGUGAUCAGUGAGACGGUCUUCCAGUCUCUCCCUGCACUCACAUAUCUGGACCUGGACAAUAAUCCUUUCACCUGUGACUGCUCUAAUGCCGGCUUUAUCCAAUGGGUGAAGAACAACAACCAAACUCAGGUUGUUAACGCCCAUAUGUACACCUGUUCCUUUCCUGUGGUGGAGCAAGGAAACAAGUUGCUGGACUUUGACAUCCAGUCCUGUUGGAUGGACGUCGGCUUCCUCUGCUUCAUUUGCAGCACUUGUCUGACUUUGCUAACUCUUCUCGCUGCCUUCGUCUUCCACUUUCUGAGGUGGCAGCUAGCCUACGCAUACUACCUCUUCCUGGCCUUCCUCUAUGAUAGCAGGAAGAAGAAGAAGAACGGAGCUCCUCACCAAUACGACGCCUUCAUCUCCUACAACGUUCACGACGAGGCCUGGGUUUACAGAGAGAUGCUUCCAGUGCUGGAAGGAGAGCAGGGCUGGAGGCUCUGUCUGCACCACAGAGACUUCCAACCAGGGAAGCCCAUCAUGGACAACAUCACAGACGCCAUCUAUGGCAGCAGGAAGACCAUCUGUGUGAUCAGCCAGCGCUACCUGCAGAGCGAGUGGUGCUCCAGAGAGAUCCAGAUGGCCAGCUUCCGCCUGUUUGACGAGCACAAGGACGUUCUGAUCCUGCUGUUUCUGGAGGAGAUCCCGGCCCAGCAGCUGUCUCCGUACUACCGCAUGAGGAAGCUGGUGAAGGGACGCACCUACCUGAGCUGGCCGCAGGCCGGCCAACACAAAGGAGUCUUCUGGCAGAACGUCAGCAGAGCUCUGGAGACCGGGGACGCUCCCACAGAGACCGCAGACCUCCUGACUGGACCGGCAGGAUGCUGAGUAUAUUACCGGACCUGCGAGGUUCCUUACAGUUGCAAUGAAAAACAAGAAGAGAAAGAGAAAAUAUAAGAGAUUCAGAUUCUCCUGAAAAUGAGUUUCUUGAGCUGGGACCACAUAUUGAGUUGCUGAAUAAGCAGAGAGUCAUAACUCAGUCAAAUAUGAGUUUUAAUCAUAAAGUUGUAAUGAAAUUUUCCAAAAUGUCAACAAAAAUAGGAUUAAAGAAAAACAACAUUCCACUUCCUUCUUUCCCCCAAAGCAUGAUGGAAGCUGUAGUCCCAGCUUGAAACUGUCCCAAAUAGAAAAGUUAGACUGUUAAAAACAAUCUGACAGACAGAAUCCAUGAAAAUAUUUAGCUCCUCUCAAAUGAAAUAUGAUGAAGAUAGAGGAGUCAUUGUUCUAUUAGCCCAAAUAUAAGAGGCUAUUGUAAUGUAGUGUCACUAAGUGUUGCAUUAUGGGUUGUUUGUAGAGCAGUCUACCCGAGGAAAUCAGGUCGGCUGAAUAUUAAAAUAAAUGAACUCUUUGAAAUCGCUGGUUAAAAGAGACUUUUAUUUAAGAGCCUUCACUGAUUCUACAUGAUUUUAUUUGAAGUAUAAUAAGUAUAUAUUCCUUAGUGUGUUUUGCUUUACCUGCCUUCAUCUUUUAACUGGUUGAAAUUGCUUAAAGUCAAUUAUUUAAUCACUUGUAUUUGAUUAUUUUAAAGCCCUUAUUAUAAGAUUCUUCUUAUUCUUUGUUGUUAGGUUAGUUUCUAGUGUUUCUGUCAGUCAGCCCUAAACGUGUUUGGUUAGUUCAAUUUACCCUGCAGGAGUUUCUGAGAGCUCGUAUAACAACGUGAUGCGUGAAAAUGAGUCUGAGGGCCCGUGUCCACCAAAGUGUGUUUUUCUGAUUCCUUUUUUCAAUUCAUUGCAAUGGGAGCGCCGUGUUUUUACACGCUGGUAAAAACGGCAGCAGCGUGACGAGGCGCUGAGCGUCUUUUUCGCGGUGGAUGCUGAGCGCUGAGCGUUUUUUUACGGUCACUGAGAGUCUAAAAUGUACAACUUCGGGAAAACACUGCGCUCAUCACUGUCACUUUUUACUUAGUCGUCCAAUCACAGCAGAGAAGGGCCGGGAAAAAUACCACACCGUAGCAACGGUUACUAUCUCUAUGAGAGGCCCAGAGCAAGUGCUCUGCUCUGUGUUGACAAGUCAGGUAGAACUACUUGCAACAUCACUUCCGGGGAUUUUAUGUAUCAUAGCAACCAAAGCAGUCGGAAAAAACGCCCCAUAGCGCUCCCUGCUGGGCGUUUUCAGCUGGCGAAAAACGCUUUGGUGGACACGGGCCCUAAAGCGUCUCCUUAGUGCAGAACCGGACCGUGGACUCAGGACAACAGUUACUGCUGUCAGAGGGGUAGGAGCUCAAACGGACUGAAAGAGGCUAACUGCCUUGACCACAGUAGGGCAUGCGAGUACGUGAGUGGUUAUCUUCUGCUUUAAUGGCAUUACAUCAUGUUUUCACUUCACUUUUACCAGACUUAGAGGGAAGUCUUUUUUCUCUGUAGGACAUGGUGACAUGGAUUAUAUAUUUAUUUAUUUCUCUGUAAAAUUAGGACUAAACUCCUGUUAUUUUUAUUAAGUGUAUCCACUCAAAUAGACAGUGGAAGUGGCUCAUGCAUUUUGGUUUCUUUUAUUUUUUUGCAGAUUUAUCGUUGAUCGGAUUUUCUGAAAAUUCCUGAUUCUAUCUGAUGUCUAAGCUUCUUUUCCAAAGUGCAAAGAUUGUAGCUAUUUUAUUUUAAUUCUUUUUGAAACUACUGUAGUUCCUCCUGUAGUUAAUGAAACGUAAAUGAGGAAAAAUGGAUUUGCUUAAAUUUUUCUCUAACCCUGUAGUUU